Molecule: messenger RNA, 1101 nt
Organism: Ectocarpus siliculosus
Lineage: Eukaryota; Phaeophyceae; Ectocarpales; Ectocarpaceae
Source: the annotation of a GenBank genome assembly
AUGAUCAACCUGCUUCUCGUGGCCGCCAAUGUGUCCGCUGGAGAAGAAACAAUGGAUAGCGUCUCUCCCUUCGACGACCCUGCUUCGAAGAAAGACUUGGAACUUCGACGAAUACCAGAAGGAACGGCAACAACGGCUCGGAUUGGACUUCACGCAAACACCACCCUCGCACAGGGUAGAAGGAAGCUCUAUCAUCUCCACGUCAGCGAAGCAGGAGAGCCGUGCGAUAGGAACCCGUUGUGGGAAAAGCAGCCGAACCCAGCGAAUUAUAAGUUCGGUUGCCAAGAAAUCGAGAGAAUGUUGAGCGGAGAAAUGACUCUCAUCGGUACGGGCAGAGUGCGUACCGUGCACAUGGUUGAAUACGAGGGAGAGGCUGUGGUCGUCAAGACCCUCCAGCAUGUGGAGGAGCUACGAAGGCUGAAAGCGCACCUCGAAAUGCAUAGGGUAGAGUCUUUGACGCUCGAAGCGUUGCGGGGGCACCCAAACGUUGUGGGCAUGCUCGGCUUCUGCAAUACCACGGUGGUGACAGAGUACCACCCGGACAAUUUUCUGCACACCAUUUUCAGGAAGAAAGAGAAACUUUCUUUACGCCGCGUGGUUUCCUUGGCGCUCGACGUCGCCCAAGGGAUGCAGGCAUUGCAUGAGAUCGCCGGCGCGAUCCAUCUGGACAUGAAACCGCAACAGCUGCUCAUUGACGACGCUGGACGUGGGAAAGUUAACGACUUCAACAGUGUCCACCUCAUGAGCGCAGACGCUUCCGCAGAUGGAAAACAUUGCCCAAUACUCACAGGCAGGCCCGCUCGCCUAGUUCCGUGGAGGGCACCGGAAAAUAUAGCGGGAAAGCCCGUGACAGAAAAGGUUGACAUCUACGCCAUGGGAAUGAUCUACUAUUCACUGGUGUCUGGUGGAUUGCCCUUCCCCGAUGUGGAAACUUUCGACGAAGCGCGUGCGGCUCAUGAAAGGCCGGAAAUAGAUCCGUCGUGGCACAAGGGCUUCGUCGAGAUUAUUCAAGACAUGUGGCACGAAGACCCCGACGAAAGACCGUUUGCUAGACAAGUCGUCCAGCGCUUGCAGGCUCUACAGGAUGAGCUGCUUGUAUAA